This is a messenger RNA of Rhodamnia argentea, 1482 nucleotides long. RefSeq names its product probable 6-phosphogluconolactonase 1. Lineage: Eukaryota; Viridiplantae; Streptophyta; Magnoliopsida; Myrtales; Myrtaceae. The transcript has 4 exons. Gene Ontology annotation, molecular function: 6-phosphogluconolactonase activity. The record is from RefSeq and is a predicted model, not a curated record. Gene Ontology annotation, biological process: pentose-phosphate shunt; carbohydrate metabolic process. The coding region runs from base 336 to 1136 and encodes 266 amino acids.
CUUCAUACGUUCGACCUUUCCUCGCUCUUUUUCGCGCUGUUUUAAUCCGAUUCUUAUAGACUUUUCUAGUUUAAGGUCAAGGUGAUAUCAUGUGAGGGUUGUUCUGGCAGAAGUCUUCUUCCUUCAACACACUGAGAAUCUGAUGAUGAUAAUUAUUUUUUGUCGGAAAGAGCUUGCCAAACUGCACUUGAUGAACCAUUUUCGACAUUUUCACGACGUUGUCGAUUGUAAUGUCCCCUUGAUAUUGGUACCUUACAAGGCCAUUAUACCCUGACAUAUUAGAUAACCAUCUCUCUUCUUUAUCGGAAAUCUCUAUCCAAUCUGAGCUGCAAAGAAUGGCGCUUUCCUCGGUAAUCCACGAAGAUACAGGAGAAUGGAGAAUACAUGAGAACUUGGAUGAGCUUAGGACUGAUUUAGCAGACUAUGUUGCCGAAUUGUCAGAGUCAUAUGUUAAGGAGAGAGGGGUAUUCUGUAUUGCUUUGUCUGGUGGCUCUCUCAUCGAUUUACUGAGGAAAAUUUGCGAAGCGCCUUACAACAAGACUGUUGACUGGGCUAGAUGGCAUAUCUUUUGGGCAGAUGAGCGUGUCGUCUCUAAAAACCACCCUGAUAGCAAUUACAAGUUGGCAAAGGAUGGAAUUUUGUCUAAGGUGUCCGUCAUUCCCAGCCAUGUGCAUUCACUGAAUGACGCGGUGUCUGCUGAAGCGGCUGCAAACGAGUAUGAAUUCACUAUCCGGCAGCUAGUGCGGACCCGCGUAAUAGACGUAUCGGAGAUCAGUGACUGUCCCAAAUUCGACCUCGUUCUUCUGGGAAUGGGGCCCCAGGGCCAUGUGGCCUCGCUGUUCCGUGGCCACAAUGCACUCAACGAGAAAGACGAAUGGGUGACCUUCCUAACCGAUUCGCCGAAUCCCCCUCCGGAGAGGAUCACAUUCACCUUACCGGUGAUCAACUCAGCAUCCAAUGUUGCUGUAGUUGUAACGGGGGAAAACAAAGCAGGGGCCGUUAAGUCGGUAAUGAACAGUGCAGGAACUGGCUGCUCGUUGCUGCCUGCACAGAUGGUAAGGCCAGCUUCACGUAAGUUGGUGUGGUUCCUGGACAGCGCAGCUGCUUCGGAACUCGACAUUUCUCCAUGUUCCUAGUAGGGUCGAGAUCUUGCAGAUAAAGUGGAGCUUUUGAUGUAGCAAAGCAAAUUUCACCAAGAUCUUUUCUGUGUUUUCUCCCCUCUCCUAUUGUCAACUGGGAAAAGUUAAUUUCCUUCGGUUGUAUUUCUAAUCCUCUUUGUUUAGAGGCAGCAUGAUCACACCCUGCUAACCGAGUCCUGACCCUCAGCUGAAAGCCUCUUCUGUGGUUCCUUUGGUUACUCGAGAUCAUGGAACUCGCCGUCGGGCGAAGCCGGAUGCUGCAGUUCUCAACUUCUCAUGGCAAAACCUCUGAUGAUCUCUCUUAGACUGCUUGUAUUGGGAAAUCAAUGGACUGAAAUUCAAA